Urocitellus parryii (Arctic ground squirrel) is the source of this 1026-nucleotide messenger RNA. RefSeq names its product BBSome complex member BBS5. Gene Ontology annotation, cellular component: ciliary basal body; BBSome. NCBI's taxonomy places the organism in Eukaryota, Metazoa, Chordata, Mammalia, Rodentia, Sciuridae. The record is from RefSeq and is a predicted model, not a curated record. Gene Ontology annotation, molecular function: phosphatidylinositol-3-phosphate binding. Gene Ontology annotation, biological process: intracellular transport; cilium assembly.
AUGUCUGUGUUGGACGUACUUUGGGAAGACCGGGACGUCCGUUUCGACGUGUCCUCGCAACAAAUGAAAACCAGACCUGGGGAAGUCCUUAUUGAUUGCUUAGAUUCAAUUGAAGAUACCAAAGGAAAUAAUGGAGAUAGAGGAAGACUCUUAGUAACAAAUUUAAGAAUUAUCUGGCACUCUUUGGCAUUGCCCAGAGUCAAUCUUUCUAUCAGUUACAACUGCAUAUUGAAUAUUACAACAAGGACUGCUAACUCUAAAUUACGAGGUCAAACUGAAGCUCUUUUUAUACUAACAAAGUGUAACAGCACUCGCUUUGAAUUUAUAUUCACAAAUUUGGUUCCUGGAAGCCCUAGACUUUUUACUUCUGUGAUUGCAGUACAUAGAGCAUAUGAAACUUCUAAAAUGUAUCGUGAUUUUAAAUUGAGAAGUGCGCUAAUUCAAAACAAACAACUAAGAUCAUUACCACAAGAACAUGUAUAUGACAAAAUCAAUGGAGUAUGGAACUUAUCCAGUGAUCAGGGAAAUCUAGGAACCUUUUUUAUUACCAAUGUGAGAAUCGUGUGGCAUGCAAAUAUGAAUGAUAGUUUUAAUGUCAGUAUACCAUAUUUGCAAAUUCAUUCGAUAAAGAUUAGAGAUUCAAAAUUUGGUUUAGCUCUUGUCAUAGAAAGCUCUCAACAGAGUGGAAGAUAUGUUCUUGGCUUUAAAAUAGAUCCUGUGGAAAAACUACAGGAAUCAGUUAAAGAAAUCAAAUCACUUCACAAAGUCUAUUCUGCCAGUCCUAUAUUUGGAGUGGAUUAUGAAAUGGAAGAAAAGCCACAGCCCCUUGAAGCUCUGACAGUUGAACAAAUUCAAGAUGAUGUAGAAAUAGAUGCUGAUGAUCACACAGAUGCUUUUGUGGCUUAUUUCGCUGAUGGCAAUAAGCAACAGGAUCGUGAACCUGUAUUUUCGGAAGAACUGGGGCUUGCAACAGAGAAAUUGAAGGAUGGAUUCACACUACAGGGACUUUGGGAAGUAAUGAGUUGA